Molecule: messenger RNA, 1193 nt
Organism: Brassica oleracea var. oleracea
Lineage: Eukaryota; Viridiplantae; Streptophyta; Magnoliopsida; Brassicales; Brassicaceae
Exons: 3
Coding region: 102-701 (199 amino acids)
Source: RefSeq, a predicted model, not a curated record
UCUUCUCCCUUCUCUUCUUCGCAGAAUCCAAAACCAAAAUCGAAAGCAAUCGAGAGAGAGAGAAUUGAAAACUCAUCUGUUAAUUAAGUACCGGCGAAGCAAUGGUGUUUCCCGGUGAGAAAGAAGAAGAAGACUACACGACGACGGCGACGGGACACGAUACUCCGAAGAAGACUCUCCACAAUUUCUCGUUCGCGGACUUGAAGUGGGGUGCUCAGCGUAAUCUAAGGUGCACGAAGAUCGAAUCUAACGUCGCCGCCGCUGAUCAAAGACCACGACGCCGAUCCUCGCCUUCCGAAUUCGGCGACAAUCGGAGUCACGGCGGAGCGGAAGGGAUCGAGGAGGCGAAGGGAGAGGAUCACGAGGGAGAGAAGACGAGCAAGAAAGAGGGGGAGAGGGAGGUGUCUCCGCCGUGGAAUUUGAGGAAGAGGAGAGCGGCUUGCAAGGCUCCGGUAACAGAUUCCGAGGGGAUUCAGAAGGAGGAGAAUGGAGUGAGGCCCAAGUUUAACCCGACGCUGACGAAGAAAGAGGUGGAAGAUGAUUUCAUCGCGAUGACGGGUCAUAAACCACCGCGACGGCCCAAGAAACGGCCCAGAAACGUUCAGAAACAGAUCGAUCCGUUGCAUCCAGCUUCUUAUUUUGUUGAGGUUACUGAAGAUCUCUACGAUGUCCCGGACGUAGCCGAGAACGGAAAGAAAUGAUGACGACGAUGGAUGAAAGUUUGCACGGCUUUAUUUUACUGCUUGUGGAAUCUCUUGAAGUUGGAAGUGUGAUUAAAUCAAAAGAUGCUUUUUGAGUUUCUCAGUUUUGUUUCUUUAGCUAUUAGUUUUGGUUUUGGCUAAAUAACAUGUACAAAGAUAUGGGAGAAGUUGAGUAGGUUCUCAUGUAUUAAGGACAUACUCUUCUCUUUCAGUUAAUCAAUCAGCAACGAACACCCAAUAAUAAUAGGGGAUCAAUAAAAGGAUGAACAUUUCACCAAAUCUUGCCUUUUUUGUGACUAUCCAACCUCUGUAGGUUUAGACCAUUCCUCUGUCUUUCUGCUUAUUGAUUUGAUGCGUUCCAUUGAAUUUUUGUGAGUAUCCAACCGUGCUUGCCAUCAUUCAUGAUCACUUUGUUGCGAGAGAUAACUUGUGCGUGUGUGUUUUGGCCGUCAUGAUUCUUUCUAGUGCAUUCUGACUGUAUUAGAAGCUGGG